Messenger RNA from Dentiscutata heterogama, 1131 nucleotides. The record is from the annotation of a GenBank genome assembly. Lineage: Eukaryota; Fungi; Glomeromycota; Glomeromycetes; Diversisporales; Gigasporaceae.
CCAUGUGAAGAAGAAAGUGAACAACCUCCGGAGCCAUGUGAAGAAGAAAGCGAACAACCUCCGGAGCCAUGUGAAGAAGAAAGUGAACAACCUCCGGAGCCAUGUGAAGAAGAAAGCGAACAACCUCCGGAGCCAUGUGAAGAAGAAAGUGAACAACCUCCGGAGCCAUGUGAAGAAGAAAGCGAACAACCUCCGGAGCCAUGUGAAGAAGAAAGUGAACAACCUCCGGAGCCAUGUGAAGAAGAAAGCGAACAACCUCCAAAACAACAUGAAGAAAGCGAACAAGAAAGUGAACAACCUCCGGAACCAUGUGAAGAAGAGAGCGAACAACCCCCGGAACCAUAUGAAGAAGAAAGCGAGCAACCUCCGGAACCAGAGAGCGAACAACCUCCGAAACCAUAUGAAGAAGAGAGCGAACAACCUCCGGAACCAUGUGAAGAAGAAAGCGAACAACCUCCGGAACCACAUGAAGAAGAGAGCGAACAACUUCCGGAACCACAUGAAAAAGAGAGCGAACAACCUCCGGAACCAUGUGAAGAAGAGAGUGAACAUCCUCCGGAACCAUAUGAUGAGGAAGAUGACCAUCUUCCGGAACCAUAUGAAGAAGAGAGCGAACAACCUCCGGAACCAUGUGAAGAAGAAAAUGAACAACCUCCGGAACCAUAUGAAGAGGAAGGCGAACACACUCCGGAACCAUAUGAAGAAGAAAACGAACAACCUCCGGAACCAUGUGAAGAAAGUAAACAAUCUCCGGAAAAGUUCGAUGAAAAAUUUGAAGCUCAUGAAGCUCCGAUUGAAACGUUGCCAUCAACGACUUUUCCUGUUCUUACUGAAACUCUAACCGAAAUACAGAUAGAAACACCAACUCUAAGCGAAGCGCCACCGUCAACAACUUGUCCUUUUCCAACCGAAACACAAACAUCGAGCGAAACGUCGCAGCCAACAAUUUAUUCUAUUGAAACACAAAUCCCGAGCGAAUCGUUACCAUCAAUAUCACCUACUGGAAUUCCUACUGAAAUUCAAACUGAAGUGCAACCGACACAAAGCCAGAGCGAAGCACUACCAACAUCAUGUCCUGAUUGCGAAGAAAUCGUUUCUUAUACUGAUUCCGGUGAUGAAGUACACAGCUGG